Molecule: messenger RNA, 1432 nt
Organism: Aricia agestis (brown argus)
Lineage: Eukaryota; Metazoa; Arthropoda; Insecta; Lepidoptera; Lycaenidae
Product: G patch domain and ankyrin repeat-containing protein 1 homolog
Exons: 1
Coding region: 178-1116 (312 amino acids)
Molecular function (GO): protein binding; nucleic acid binding
Source: RefSeq, a predicted model, not a curated record
GAAUUAUCAUCCAGGCUACAUACUUACUACAAAGUUUGUGCAAAAUAGGUAAUUAAUUUUUCUCAAUGAUUUUUCUACAAAUCCAUUUAAUCCAAAAUAUUCCUGACGCAUAGUUUUUAACCAGUUCAAGCAUGAGAAGGAACAAGUGCAUACCAAAACGAUAAGUUAUGACUAGUUAUGAGUCACCAACCAUAUUGUGGAUUUGUACGUCCUCAGCCUCAGUCGCAAAUUCAACAGAUUCAAAUAGCUGAGCAGCAGCGUAUUAAUGGAGACGAAGCCCGAAGGCUUUACCUAGAAGAAAUUAAUACUGUUUCUGAAAGAAAUACUGUAAAAAAUUCAAUACAUAAGACUCGCAUUUCUCCAACUAAAACGAAACGAAGGUUGUCUGAAGAAGAAAUAACAAAUCACAAAUUGUUCUCAUUUGCACAGAAUAAUGAUAUAGAAUCACUUCGGGAAGUUUUAAAUUAUAACCCAGACAAAAUAAACAUAUUGGAUGAUUAUGGCUGGAGCUUACUCAUGAUAGCUUGCCAAGCGGGUUCUCGAGAUUGUGUCAAAGAACUUCUUAGUCGUGGAAUUGAUACUGACAUCAGAGACAAAGCAGGAGACUCUGCAAGGAGCUUGGUUAUAAAAAACAACAAUGUUACUCUGGCUACUUUAUUGUUAGAAUACACAAAUAUUAAGAAAAACAAAGAAAAAACUAACACACAAGAAUGUAGACCAAAGGUGAAGUGCAAAGAACAAUAUGAGUGUAGUGUAUGUAAAGAAACAUUUCCAGACAGACGUGAACAUUUAUCAUCAACAGUUCACAAUAUUAAUGCAAGCAAAGGCAAGAAGAUACCGGCAAACUAUGUGAUACCGUCAUCAAACAAAGGCUAUCAAAUACUUCUCAAAGGUGGUUGGGACAGAGAUACAGGGUUAGGUCCUCAUGGUACAGGAAGAAAGUGCCCCAUAAAGGCCAUUCAAAAAUAUGAUAGGAGAGGCCUUGGCCAUGAGGAUGUAAAAACCUCUGAGACAAAUAAGAAAAUAUCAGAUUACAAGCAUUUUAAGAAAAUCCAAGCAAACAAUUAUAGAAGAAGUAAAAAUUUUGAAAUAGAUUUCAGAAGAGAAUUUUAUUAAAACAUAUUUAAGGAACAAUGGAAUUACUAAGGACAAAAUAUAAUAAUAAUUGUAAAUGGCAAGAAUAAUUCUUGUUACUUUAUGCUUAAAAUGAAGAUAUAUUAUUGAAAAAUACCAAUCUGUUUCUGUAAUUAAAGUGUAUUUCAUAUCACUUCUAGGGUUGCCAGUUGAGUCCUUACGAAAUAAAGGUAAGGUAGGAGCUUCUAAAAAAAUUAAAAUCACCUACAACUAGGUACCAGUAACAUCAACUUUCCUCAAAAUACUGGACAUUGUUCUGUCCGGUAUGACCGUUAAUUUUUUACCGGACAGGCCUCGA